AUGGCACGCAGUUCAUUCUCGUCAAUCGAAGCUGAAGCCUCCAUUGAAGGUGGAGCAUUCGGCUUCAGUGCUGCCAUAAGCGCUGGCUUCUCGCAAAGUGAGAGCGGUGCUCUGAGCAGUACAAACACCGUUGACACUAGUACCAUGAACAUCACUUACAACUUCCCUCGAGUCGUUCUGUAUUUGGAUCAGUUUGGUGUCGCCCUGUCACAAGAAUGCGCGGACGACCUAGUGCAUGUGAAGGAUGCGUCGUCCUUGAUCGCUUUCCAUCACAAAUACGGCCAUUUCUUUGCCACCCGCAUUGAACUGGGAGGCAGGCUCUUUUCAUCUGAAAAGUUUUCCGCCCUUGGCACGGCAAAGGAAGAUGAGGCCGCUUCGGCGAUGAAGAUUGCUGCCGCUGCAUCCUUUUCGUCUAGUUUUGUGUCUGGAAGCGCCAGCUAUGGCCAGGAGGAUCAGACAAAUUCCAAAAAUUCCAAAUCAAACCGAUCCAUGCAGAGCGCUAUUUCAUGGCAGGCCCAGGGCGGAGACACCUUGCUUUGCAACAACCCUCCUGCGUGGUGCCCCACUGUUGCUCCGCCUCAGAAUUGGAGAGUAAUCAAGCAAGAGGAUGUCACUCCGCUCGGCGAGUUCAUUGGCCAGAUCCCCGGCUAUGAAGAUGUUCCAGCGAAGUUCAAGACCAUUGCGGAGGUUACAAGGAAGAAGGAGACGGUUAGCUUCUGCAUCAAAUUGACCGACUAUCAAAGAAAAGACAAGAAGGUUCCUGAGUAUAUGUCACUGCGCCAUGCCAACAACAUCAAACGAGAGGUGGAAGAGGCAAUGGGGAAGAACAAGGACGGUAAAUGGACAGAUCGAGCUCCAGAUCGCAUCAUGUCGCUCUACAACAACGGAUGGAAGGGAAUUUCUUUCGAAGAAAGCAGCGAGGACGCUGUCUUUGAUGUUGAAGUUGAGACGUUGUUGGAGCAAACCCCCGCACUCGAAUUUGGGAAACGGUACCAAAUCUACAACCGGAAGCAAAAGCUUUGGCUUCAAUCUUUCACAAUUCGUAUUAAAGACGAGGAAGUUACCUUACUUGGCGCCGGUCCUAAGUCCCAAGCGACACUCUUCGAGUUCAGGGAUCAGCAUCGAGAGGGGCCGAUCCGAAAUGGGGAAAGCGCUAGUUUGAUGGUUUACGGGCCUGAUGGAAAGCAGAAGGGUUUGAUCGCCAAGGCAAUAAACACCCAUUCCACUUCCAUCGGUGCAAUGCCCUACAGUGUCAAGAACGAGACCUGGAUACGUUUCUCGACUUUGUCGGUUGUGGACCAGAAGGAUGUGCCCGUAUAA
Messenger RNA from Penicillium brevicompactum, 1320 nucleotides. RefSeq lists its product as uncharacterized. Lineage: Eukaryota; Fungi; Ascomycota; Eurotiomycetes; Eurotiales; Aspergillaceae. Bases 1 to 1320 code for a protein of 439 amino acids. The transcript has 8 exons. The record is from RefSeq and is a predicted model, not a curated record.